AUGCCUACCUCUAACGCCUCAAAUACCUCUUCCCCUGUCAAGCGCCCGGGUCUCGGUCGCCGUGCAGUGUCCUCCCAUGCAGUUGUCACGCGCAGCACCAAUCCUAGUGACCUAUCAUUGUCUCACUCCCAGAAGGCACUUCUACAUCAUAAACCUCACCGCGCCCAUGUUGUUGGUGCUCGCAAUCACCACCGCAACCCGUCUACCAGCAAAAACUUUAACAAACUCCAACGAUUCCAACUAGCUCCCGAGACUGCUGGGCGGCAUCAUCAGCGCAAGAAGUCGGCCCCCGCAACCCCAAUAGCGAGUCCAAGAGAAAGCGGCCACGUUCGCUGGGAUAACGUUGUGGAUGGUCAUACAACUGAUCCUUCCAUGAAGAGAAACUAUUCCACUCCUGUGUUGCGCCGGAAUCCAUCGGCCGUUGGGAAGAAAGCGUUGGUGACUGAGCGGCCAGCCCCUGGCACGGUAAAGAAAAAGACGGUCGGCUUUGAACUGGGGGAUGACGAGACCGAUGAAGCUGAGUGGGAAGAUACCACGCAGUCACCUGAAAGUACGAGGCGCAACUCGGUGGCACCAUCCAAUCCCAGCGCAGACAAUAGCACCGUUCUUGUCGACCACCUUACCUUUGUCAAGCGACCAUAUCCGCAAAUGCCUCGAGCGACCAGUCUCCCCGAGUCGAUCACCACGAAGUUCGUUCGACAGCGUACUGAACUAGAUGAGGAUGAUGAUGAGGAUCAGGAAUCCGAACAGCAGGACUCGGACGAAGAAGCCGACGGGUCUAGUCAGCACACUGAACAGGGAGACAUAGCAAAUCGCCUCCUAAGUCCUACGCACUCAUCCAAAGCGCCCCCUGCCAUGUCCUCUAUCUCGGCUAUGGUAAAGCCAGAAGCCACGAAUCUUAAUCCUGCAUCGCGUAGUAGUGCAUCUCUCAACCUAGCUGCUGGCCAGGACAACGCUCGGCGCACAUUCUCUACAACCAGCAUGGCCAGCAUGCCAGGCUCUCAACCCCAAGCCACCUCAUCCUCCAUGGAAGGUGGAGUCUCGAGGUUCAUUUUGAACAACAAGAAUAGCAUGCAGGCAUCUUCUCGCACCGAUUCAGAUCCAAAUACCCCCUCAUCGUUCCUCCCGCACUACCACCCACAGACGCCGCCCUCUCCGAACACCGCAGCGGCUAAAUUGACCGCGUCUCCUGCCCGGCCGCGUGGUGCUGACCUGCCUUCUCGCACACAACAGAAGCUCUGGCUUCAACGUACUGCCACCCUCAAUAACUCUCCUCCUGAUAACCAUGGAGUGACCGCAGCAGCUCCGCCGUCUGCCAUCGACCCAACGUUUGUUACCGUUAGCCACAGCACUUAUGACGCCGGCAGGGGGGUUAACGGCGACGGUCGGGCGGGCGGUGCAGGACACGACGGUGAAACCCGUCAUAUCCGCAAGGCGUAUGAGAAGACAUCCCUAGAACUGAUGGUCGUACGACGUUUCCAGUCUCCCACCGGCCAGAGCUUCGCCCGUCUUCGUCAUAUUCUCCGAGGCAACAAAGCGGAGCACGGAUCAGCUCUCGGCAAACCAGUCAAAUCAGCAACUUCGCUGCCCCUUCUGCAGCAAGGCAAAGGGCCCAGUCGCCUCAGCUCCAGCCCUGCAUCUAAACCCCGAUUGCGUAAUCCAAACUCCACCGCCUCUGAAGAUCCAGCGACAGACAACGAACCUCUCAAUACCAUAAAGGCUGCCAAGUCCAACGAUCCAUCUCAUCGCACCCUCUCCACUUCAGCCGAAGCUUCGCGUGACAUGAGUGGUGAGAAUGACGAAGGAUUCCAGAUUAACGACAGCGCCAUGCUGAUCCGUCGGAUGUGGGAGAGCCGAGAGGUCGCCAUCCACGGCUAA
Penicillium hordei is the source of this 1878-nucleotide messenger RNA. RefSeq lists its product as uncharacterized. Gene Ontology annotation, cellular component: fungal-type vacuole membrane; TORC1 complex. The coding region runs from base 1 to 1878 and encodes 625 amino acids. The record is from RefSeq and is a predicted model, not a curated record. NCBI's taxonomy places the organism in Eukaryota, Fungi, Ascomycota, Eurotiomycetes, Eurotiales, Aspergillaceae. The transcript has a single exon.